Nicotiana tabacum (common tobacco) is the source of this 1629-nucleotide messenger RNA. RefSeq names its product dof zinc finger protein DOF1.7-like. Gene Ontology annotation, molecular function: DNA-binding transcription factor activity; DNA binding. The record is from RefSeq and is a predicted model, not a curated record. Gene Ontology annotation, biological process: regulation of DNA-templated transcription. NCBI's taxonomy places the organism in Eukaryota, Viridiplantae, Streptophyta, Magnoliopsida, Solanales, Solanaceae.
CUUCACUAAACACUAUAGACUCCUAAAAAUUCCAAUUCUAUAAGCCUAAAAAGAGUAUAAGAGAAAGAGAAAGAGAAAGAGAAAGGAAACUCUACUUCUCUCUUCUUAACUCUUUCUAACGCGGAAUUCUUCAUAUCAUUCAAUCAAACUUCAAAUCUAAGUAUAUUUAUUUUCUGCUGUCCUUUUGUUUUUCUUCAUUCCCUGAAAGAUUUUAAGUCAGAAUUUUUCUGCAGAGUCACUGAUUUUGGUGAAAAUUUGGAGAUUUUACAAGUGAAAAUAUCUUGUCUUUUUUGUCCUCUUUUUAGUGCUUUUUCGCCACUUCUCAAACCCCCAAAAGCUAGCAUUUCUUCUUUCAUAGUAACAAACAAAUCCAUUGAAAAUUCACUAAAAAAAAAGAACCAAAAUUUUGGUUUCAAUACUACUAUUUCCUUAUCAUUUUUAAGCUCAAAAUUCACUUGGUUUAUUUCAAAAAGACUGAAUCUUUAUAGGCUAAAGAGAAAAUUAAAUAUGCAAGAUCCAUCAAUUUAUACACAAAUAAAGCCACAAUUUCCAGAGCAAGAACACUUGAAAUGUCCAAGAUGUGAUUCACCAAAUACAAAAUUCUGUUAUUACAACAAUUAUAAUCUUUCUCAGCCACGUCACUUUUGUAAGAGUUGUCGUAGGUAUUGGACCAAAGGUGGUACUCUUAGGAAUAUUCCAGUUGGUGGCGGUUCUCGUAAGAACACAAAACGUUCAUCAUCUUCAAGUAAGAAAAUUUCCUCCUCAACGACGUCGUCUUUAGUUUCAUCCUCAAAACCUGAUCAGAUAACAAAUCCAAAACCAGAGCCAUUUGGUUUACCUGCAAUUCCAGCUUUUGAUCAAAACAGUAGUAGAGUGAUUGAUAUGAGUAAUGGGCAAUUCAGUUCGCUGUUGGAGUCAAACGGACCGCAAUUUGGGAAUUUGAUGGAAGCUUUGAAUCCGAGUAAUAAUAAUGGGUCCAAUUUGCAGUUGGGUGAAUUUGCGAGGAACCAAAAUUCAAAUUCGGGUUUGGGUUUGGGUUCGGGCUCAGACGGUACCCGUCAAAAUGGGAAUCAUACAUAUUUGGGAAUUCAAAAUGGCGGAGAUUCUGAUAAUUGUUGGAAUGGUGGUAGCAAUGGUUGGCCUGAUCUUGCAAUUUACACACCAGGUUCCAAUUUCCAGUGAAUGAAAUUGCCAAAAAAAUUAUUAGAGUUAGUAUUACUAUUUUCAGAGAAGGUAUUUAACUACUACUUUGCUAAGUAUUUAACUUUUUAUUCUCUCUUUUUUUUUUUUUUUUUUUUUUAAAUUCUCUUUUUUGACAUUCUUUUGGAAGUGUUGUUACUGAUUGCACUCUAGUACUAGUGGUACAUAAUUUACUUGUGGAAAAUGUGGUGGUGAAGUGCUGUGCAUGAGCAAUGAUACUCGUUUUCUAUAGGUAAUGCAAUAUAAUACAUAUACUAACGAUGUGUGUUGUUGUUACGUCGUUAGUCUAUCGGAAAUAAUUUCUCUACCUUCACAAGGUAGGGUAAGGUCUGCCUAUACAGGUUUUUUAUUGUUGUGCCAAUACUUGUGGUUUUUUGUUGUUGUGCCAAUACUUGUGUUUUAUUCAACAUAAUUUUUGGUUCGUUUCUU